AUGGUGUUAUUAAGGCUAAGUGUCGUUACUGUAAAAAACGACUUGGUGGUGAUACUAGUAAUGGAACCUCUCAUCUGA
Molecule: messenger RNA, 78 nt
Organism: Linum tenue
Lineage: Eukaryota; Viridiplantae; Streptophyta; Magnoliopsida; Malpighiales; Linaceae
Source: the annotation of a GenBank genome assembly